Messenger RNA from Rhagoletis zephyria (snowberry fruit fly), 1857 nucleotides. RefSeq lists its product as uncharacterized. The record is from RefSeq and is a predicted model, not a curated record. Gene Ontology annotation, molecular function: nucleic acid binding; zinc ion binding. Lineage: Eukaryota; Metazoa; Arthropoda; Insecta; Diptera; Tephritidae.
AUGGAAAUAGGCGGUCGAAUUGAGUUAGACGAAGCGAGUAUUAUAGAUUAUUUUAUUGAAGGAAUUGCUGACUCGAGAGUGAAUAAGGCUAUAUUAUAUCAGGCAAGGAGUAUUAAUGAGUUAAAGCUGCAAAUGCGGGUAUAUGAAAAAGUUCGUGGUACGGAAAAUCAGAAAAGCAAACCGUUUUCAGGCACUACAGUAGGAAAGAAUGAUGAAGUGAAGAAAGAAAGGAAAUGUUUUAGAUGUGGGAGUGAGGCACAUUUGGCUAAAGAAUGUACUCAUUCGCAAGUGAAAUGUUUUAAUUGCAGCCAGUUUGGGCACAAAUCGUUUGAAUGCAAAUCCGUUAAAAAGGAACAGAAGCCAAAACAAAACACGGCAAAUACAGUAGAUGACUGGGGCUGUAACCUGUGUCUUAUGCGUUAUGGCACAUUAAAAAAUAGUGGCAUGGAAGUGCAGUUUAAGCUAAAGCAGAAAGAAUUGUAUGGAAUCGGGGGUUAUAAAAUUAACACGAUUGGAAGUUUUCAAACAAAAAUCGAAAUGGAUUUUAUCGUACUUGAUUUGAAAUUUUAUUUAAUAAGAGAUGAAGACAUUAGCUACGCGGUCAUUAUAUGCAAUGUUGCAUUAGAGGUAGCAGAUUUGAUUGUGACUAAGGAACAGGCGGAGUUUAAAGCAAAAAGAGUUGAUACUGAAAAAGACAAGAUAACUAAAUCUGACAUGGAUAAUUUGGACAGAAAAGUGAACAAAGGGGGUUGGAUUAGGGAACUAGACACGGUUUAUGCAGUUUGUGAAGACGUUGGUCUGCUGCAAGAGCUUAAGACAGACCACUUACCUGUGAAUCUCGCCAAAGAAAUAAGGGAAUUAGUAAAUCAGUACGUACCGGCCAAUAAAGUAAAGCCGCAAGUAGAAAUGAAGAUUUUACUACGAGACGAACUUCCGGUAUACCAAGCGCCGAGACGACUGUCGUAUGAAAACCAGGCUUUUGUUGAAAAGCAAAUUUCAGAAUGGCUCGAUGAAAAAAUCAUACAGCCCAGUGUAUCUGAAUACGCAACGCCAAUAGUGCUAGUGUCAAAAAAGGAUGGUAAUUCCGACGAAGAAUUUGCUGACGCACGAUCAACUGGCACCCUUGAAGUUUAUAGUAUUAAAAAGAGUCGUUCCUUGUCUUUUCUGGAAGAUUUUUUGGGAUUCGACGACCCCCCUUACGUAACCACUAGCUCACCAAAUAUUAACUUCUUUCAAAAUAACCACGCAAAAAUGGCAACACCUGAGCAAAAGAAAUCAUUUAUAAGUUUAUGCGCCUCGAUUAUAAGGGAAAAUUAUAGUGGUGACCCCCUAUCACUUGCCUCGUUUAUUGAUAAAAUUACCCUUAUUGAAGAAUUAUCAGACGAAAGCCUCACUACAACAUUUAUUGCAUUUUUGAAAUCCAAACUUGAAGGUAAAGCUCGCGAGUCCCUACCAACGCAAAUAAGCUCAGUUAGUCAAAUUAAAGAAGCGCUGUCAAACAAAAUAAAGCCAGAUAACUCGAAAGUUGUCGCUGGUAAAAUUGCAGCGAUGAAAGUGCAUAACAACAAUUAUUCAGAUUUUGCGAAACAGGUAGAGGAGCUCGCAGAUUCCCUGGAGCGUUCGCUUAUUAUUGAAGGAAUGACACAAGCGAAAGCUCACGAGAUGGCAGUUGAGCAAACAAUAAAUGUUUGUAGGCUCAACAGCCGUUCAGAUAUGGUGAAGUCCAUACUAGCAUCGUCAACCUUCAGCGACUCAAAAGAUGUUGUAGCGAAGAUGAUUGUGGAGCAUGACAAUAUAAUAAAAGAGCGGCAGGUGUUGGCUUUUAGGUCACGUUCCAUACGGACAAAUAAUUUUUGA